This is a messenger RNA of Coffea arabica (coffee), 1202 nucleotides long. RefSeq lists its product as uncharacterized. Lineage: Eukaryota; Viridiplantae; Streptophyta; Magnoliopsida; Gentianales; Rubiaceae. The record is from RefSeq and is a predicted model, not a curated record. Gene Ontology annotation, molecular function: acyltransferase activity, transferring groups other than amino-acyl groups.
UUUGAAAGUUCGUUCACGCUUUUGUUCGUGGUUAACGUAACAUGAAUUGAAUCUAGAACUACUUGAAAUCAAAAUUAGGCUUCAUUAACAAAAUAAUUCAAUCAGAUUUUGGCAUUCUAGGAAGUAAGAAAUCCUCCAAGGGGCCUAUUAAAAGAAAAGUCUAUUAUCCCAUUUUGCAGUCAUAAAUAUUUGAUUGAACGUUGUCUAGGCUUAGAACUUCGACGGAAGCCAUCUCGAUUUAGUCGACCAACUUGAGGUGGAUUUUCUCUUUCUCUUUUAAAUAUACUAAUGUUUCCUUCGACAGAUUCUUUGUCCUAAAUAUGCAGCCAGCGUUUAGGAAUCUGUUGUAUUUUUAUGCAUUCCAAUUGUUUGUCGAAAAGCAUCAAACAUUUGUUUCCCUGAGUUUGACACUUCUCUGAUGGGAAGUAGGAAGGAAAAAGGAGUUCUUUUAUCUCUCUCUCUCUCUCUCUCUGAUGUUCCAGGCUGCUUCCCAGAUACUGCCAGUACAAAAUUGGAGCAAGUUCAGACUUCAGAAGUCAAGCGUACAUAAAAAAGCAGUUCAUUGGAGAGGAGCUCCAUAGUUUUUAACGAAUUCAAUUAACCACCAAAUUAUGGAGCAGGUAGAAAUGGAGAUGGAGGACCUGCAGUUGAGUUCAGAGGCUAUGGAAGUGGAAGAUGAUUGUUCGGAUAUCAGACUCCGGCUGAUUGAUUUAUCCGAUAUUGAUGAUUUAGUGGAGUGGGUUAUGGAUGAAAAGGUUAGUAAAUUCUGCUCCUGGGAUUACUUUCCCUCCAAAGAGGCUGCCGUGAACUAUGUUGCCAAUGUAAUUAUUCCUCAUCCAUGGCUCAGGGCCAUAUGCCUGAAGGAUAAGCCGGUUGGUUCCAUUUCUGUGACUCCGUUCCAGGGCAAUGCACAAUGCAGGGGUGAAAUUGGGUAUGUAUUGGCAUCCAAGUAUUGGGGUAAAGGAAUUGCCACUAAAGCAGUAAAAUUGGUAGCUUCCACCAUCUUUGUUGAGUGGCCACAUCUUGAAAGGCUCGAGGCUCUAGUGGAUGUUGCAAAUGUAGGGUCGCAAAGGGUAUUGGAGAAGGUUGGUUUUAGCAAAGAAGGCGUUCUGAGAAAGUACUGCCUUCUCAAGGGGAAACCAAGAGACAUGGUUAUGUUUAGCCUUCUCUCUACUGAUUCCCAAGGUCACCAUUUUUUGUAG